This is a messenger RNA of Meriones unguiculatus (Mongolian gerbil), 4264 nucleotides long. It is a transcript of the gene Odf2, whose product is annotated as outer dense fiber of sperm tails 2. Gene Ontology annotation, biological process: regulation of cilium assembly. NCBI's taxonomy places the organism in Eukaryota, Metazoa, Chordata, Mammalia, Rodentia, Muridae. The transcript is spliced from 22 exons. The coding region runs from base 340 to 2919 and encodes 859 amino acids. Gene Ontology annotation, cellular component: centrosome. The record is from RefSeq and is a predicted model, not a curated record.
AGGAGGCGGAAGCGGGGAGGAGCCGCCGCGGGAGCUGGACUGCAUCGGCCGCGGCGUCUCCAUGGCACGACCCUGGCCUCCGACUUCAACGACUUCAUAAGGAGACGGUUCUGGGCGCAGCCGUGCCGCUCUUGGACAGUUGCUGUGCGACUUGGACAGUAGAGGAGCGCCUCCCAAGUUUUCAUCCACCUGCCACCCCCAAAGCUUCCACCCUCCUCCCCUCAGAGAGAGGACGUUUGAUGCCUGGCCCCUGAGAUUCUCAUUGGCAAGUCCCUCUGGGUCCCCCUGAGCAGAGCCUGCCGAUCCAAUUGCCCAACUUUGCGGCUUUGAUGCUUAGCCAUGUCUGCCUCAUCCUCAGGCGGCUCCCCCAGGUUUCCAUCGUGUGGGAAGAACGGAGUAACGAGUCUCACACAGAAAAAAGUCCUGAGAACACCUUGUGGCGCACCCAGUGUAACUGUGACGAAAUCUCAUAAGCGCGGAAUGAAAGGGGACACCGUGAAUGUACGGCGGAGUGUCCGGGUGAAAACCAAGGUACCUUGGAUGCCCCCUGGAAAAUCAUCUGCCCGGCAUGUGGGAUGCAAGUGGGAGACUCCACCUCACUGUCUGGAGAUCACACCACCGUCUUCAGAGAAGCUGGUCUCAGUAAUGCGAUUAAGUGACCUCUCUACAGAGGACGACGAUUCAGGUCACUGUAAAAUGAACCGUUACGAUAAGAAGAUUGACAGUCUAAUGAACGCGGUCGGUUGUCUCAAAUCUGAGGUCAAGAUGCAGAAAGGCGAACGUCAAAUGGCCAAAAGGUUCCUGGAGGAGCGGAAGGAGGAGCUGGAGGAGGUGGCUCAUGAACUGGCAGAGACAGAGCAUGAAAACACUGUGCUCAGACACAACAUCGAACGCAUCAAGGAGGAGAAGGAUUUUACCAUGCUCCAGAAGAAACACCUCCAGCAGGAGAAGGAAUGCCUCAUGUCCAAAUUGGUGGAGGCUGAAAUGGACGGAGCUGCUGCUGCCAAGCAAGUCAUGGCCUUAAAGGAUACCAUCGGGAAGCUGAAAACCGAGAAGCAGAUGACCUGCACCGACAUCAACACCCUAACGAGGCAGAAGGAACUUCUCCUGCAGAAGCUGAGCACGUUUGAGGAGACCAACCGCACCCUUCGAGAUCUGCUGAGGGAACAGCACUGCAAAGAGGGGUCAUGUGAGGUGCUGCAUCCCUCUUCCUGCUAUCACCCCAAGAAACCACUCAGCUUGCCAGCAGUGUCCAUUUCCUCGUUGUCUGAUUCCGAGAGACUAAUGGAGCAACAAGGUGCAUUACUGAAACGUCUGGCAGAGGCGGACUCAGAAAAAGCGCGCCUGCUGUUACUGCUGCAAGACAAGGACAAAGAAGUGGAAGAACUCCUCCAGGAGAUACAAUGCGAGAAGGCUCAAGCAAAGACAGCGUCUGAGCUUUCCAAGUCUAUGGAAUCCAUGCGUGGUCAUCUACAGGCACAGCUUCGGUGCAAAGAGGCUGAGAACAGUCGCCUGUGCAUGCAGAUCAAGAAUUUGGAGCGCAGUGGGAAUCAGCACAAGGCGGAAGUGGAGGCCAUCAUGGAGCAGCUGAAGGAACUGAAGCAAAAGGGAGACCGAGACAAAGAAACCUUGAAGAAGGCCAUCCGAGCCCAGAAGGAACGAGCUGAGAAGAGUGAGGAGUAUGCCGAGCAGCUACACGUGCAACUUGCCGACAAGGACCUUUAUGUCGCCGAAGCUUUAUCUACUCUGGAGUCAUGGAGGAGCCGCUACAACCAGGUUGUGAAAGACAAAGGAGACCUUGAGUUGGAAAUUAUCGUCUUGAACGACCGGGUGACAGAUCUUGUAAACCAACAACAAAGCUUGGAGGAGAAGAUGCGGGAAGACCGGGACAGCCUGGUAGAGAGACUGCACCGGCAGACUGCUGAGUAUUCUGCAUUCAAGCUGGAAAAUGAGAGGCUCAAGGCUAGCUUUGCCCCUAUGGAGGACAAGCUCAACCAGGCUCACCUGGAGGUCCAGCAGCUCAAGGCAUCAGUGAAGAACUAUGAGGGGAUGAUCGACAACUAUAAGAGCCAGGUGAUGAAAACAAGAUUGGAGGCUGAUGAAGUGGCCGCCCAGCUAGAGCGCUGCGACAAAGAGAACAAGAUCCUUAAAGAUGAGAUGAACAAAGAGAUCGAGGCGGCCCGCCGGCAGUUCCAGUCACAGCUGGCUGACCUGCAACAGCUGCCUGACAUUCUCAAGAUCACGGAGGCCAAGCUGGCUGAGUGCCAAGACCAGCUGCAGGGCUACGAGAGGAAGAACAUCGACCUCACAGCCAUCAUUUCAGACCUGCGCAGCCGGAUUGAACAUCAGGGGGACAAGCUGGAGAUGGCGAGAGAGAAACAUCAGGCUUCCCAGAAGGAAAAUAAACAACUGAGUCUGAAGGUGGAUGAACUGGAGAGGAAACUGGAGGCCACCAGCGCCCAGAAUGUCGAGUUCCUACAGGUGAUUGCCAAGAGGGAGGAGGCAAUCCACCAGGCUCAGCUUCGGCUGGAGGAGAAAACGAGGGAGUGCGGCUCCUUGGCCAGGCAGUUGGAGAAUGCCAUUGAAGAUGCCAGGCGGCAGGUGGAGCAAACCAAAGAGCAGGCACUCUCCAAGGAGCGAGUAGCCCAGAGCAAAAUCCUGGACCUUGAGACCCAGCUGAGCAGGACCAAGACAGAACUUGGCCAGCUUCGGCGGACUCGUGAUGAUGCCGAUCGUAGAUACCAGACCCGGCUGCAGGAUUUGAAGGACCGCCUGGAGCAGUCUGAGAGCACCAAUCGCAGCAUGCAGAAUUACGUCCAGUUCCUCAAGUCCUCCUAUGCCAACGUGUUUGGGGAUGGCACCUAUACAUCUUCCUACCUGACGAGCUCACCCAUCCGCUCCCGCUCUCCUCCUGCCUGAGGCCACCUGUCCAGGGUAUGAAGCCCUUGCCUGAUGCCAGGGAACUGAGGAGUUGCCAACCCAUAGCUGGCAAGCCCACUGGCUUUUUCUUCCAGUGAUCAAAUGUGCUCAGGGUCUAUUCCUCAAUUUAUGCCAGGAAAGUCCCUAGAGCUGCCAGGGGUGAACUAGGAAGAACCUAGUUCUUAUUCCUCAUCUGUGAACCUGAUGUAAUUUUUUAAUGAUCUUCACAGCCUUAUAUUUGUUACAUUAGGUACCAGAUUUUUAAAUCCCUGUCACUUUACAGAGUCUGCUUCCUUUCCUCAGGGGAUGUUUGGACAGACUUUCCCUGGCAGGCUCCUUCCAGCAUUUCUCUCUUGGCUUUCUCUAAGCUGGAAGCAGCAGGAGUCCUUCUUGGACUGUGAAUGCCUAACAUUGCUCUUUCCUUUUUUUUUUUAAGUUUAUUUUUUUAUUUUUAUUUUUAAUAAAUAUAAAACUAUUCCUAUCAAGAUAUAGUGAAAUCAGGUAAAUUGCUAACUGAGUGAAUCUGCUUUUAUCAGCAUAAAAAGACAAUGGAGGCAGAAAGAUGUAACAUUUAGUCAGGGCUCAUGGAGUCAUGCUCCCAUGGAGUCUGUAGUUACACAUGAGCAGCUUGUUUGCAUUCCUUAGUACAUAGCAACUGGCAUAGUCACAGCUACAGCGGGUGUGUUCACUGAAUUGUUUCAACACAAACCUAAAAGUUGCAAGUGUGCUUUUAACAGUGUAUCCUGUUCACGGUGCUGUUGCCACUUUAACUCACCACCUUUUAAAGGCAAGAAAAAUACAGAACCCUUCAGGAACUUGGGUGUCUUGCUUGCACAGGGACCAUGCUGAUCUUCUCUGUAUCGUUCCAGUUUUAGUAGAUGUGCUGCCAGUGGGAGCACUGCUUUUCUUUCCUUCUUGAUGAGCGGGCAGGAAGCAGAGUUUUCUGUAGUGCCAGUGGGGACCUCCUGUGUCUGUGUUUCUAGAGGCUGCUUGUUCCCAGCUACUUGACAGAAGUUCACGUUCAUCUGGCCUUAGUCGUAGUUCCUAUCUCACUGCUUUACAUUUCUGUUCGUAUCUUUGGAAUUCUUUUUUUUUUUUUUUUAAUUUUUGUGUGAGUUUACAGGAAAUAAAGUUUUUAUGAUUGAUUAUUUAAGACUUUUUUGAUCUCCUUCAUCCCCUCAUUUUAAAAAGGAUAAGCAGAGUGUGGUGGCACACACCUGUUGUCCAAUCACUUGGAAGGUGGAAGCAGGAGGAGCAUUUCAGUGUUAUCCACAGCUACAUAAUUGAGGCCAACCUGGGUUACAUGAGACCAUGUCUGAAUAAAAACAUCUUUUUAAUGAUAAAA